CCCAAAUUUGGUGGGGAAGCUCCAGCUCUACUUCUACUACUUGCACUCAGUGACUCAGAUAAUUGACUCGAUCUACGGUGCACUAGCUCUGCCAUGAAGGAUGCUCGCUGCCAAGGCUACUCUCAGGAAUGCAGAGCCAUGUACAGUACUGCUGCAACGACUUAGGCCCUCGGCUGGCUUCACUGUAGGCCUCACUCUGGGCGAGCUUGUUGAGUCGGCUCCUGGACAGCUUCAUCCUCCGAUCGUCGAGUUGCGUGGACGCAGUGGAUCGGGAAAGACGCAUCUCUUGUACAUGCUCGCUAUUGAAGCGUUAGUGGGUGGGACAGGAGUCGUGUACUUUGAUGCAGAAGGCACCUUUGACAUACUCCGGUUCUCUCAUCUCCUGCGACAGCAUGUGGAUCCCUUUGCUGCAGAUGGGGUCUUGAAAAAUCUGGUCGUCUUCCAGCCUCAGUCAGCAUCAGAGAUGCUCGCUAAUGCCAAAAGCCUGCGACAGUCCAUCGCCGUACUACAACGCGACGUGCCUGUCCGCUUGAUCCUGGUAGACAGCAUCAGCAGCUUUUUUUGGCAAGCCAAAACACUCCUUCCAGUCAUUGUCGAAGCGCUUCGAGAUGUCGCAAAAGCCGUGCAUGCAACGGUCUUCAUCACAAAUUGGCAGAUUGGAUGGCAGCACUUUUCAGUGGCAAAAGCAGUGCGUCUAGAAGUUGAGAAGAAGGAGGUGUUGCAAUUCACGCAGGGUAUAGAGCAGGCGCUCAACACGGCAGAUGCACGCGCAGAGGUACUUGCUCGAGGGUUGUCUUACAUCAAGAACGCGGGGGGCAAUAGACAGACUUUUUGCAUCAAAGAUCAAGCAAGUAUGGUAUGAACCAUUUGCCUAGUAUACGACUGAAAGGUGACCGAUAAAUCUAAGAUGCAUUGGUAGAGCCCGAGCCUGGUGCAUGAGGGGGUGGUGUCUUGCCAGGGCCGUGGAUAGGAUGUCCGGCUGUGCCAAUUGCACUAGUGUGCUGCUUACCGUCAAAAUGACUUCCUUCCAUUGUCACUGGGGUGCCUGGACGCUCUUCUCGGGAAACGACCGUGCCUCCACUGACCGAUCCGUGCUUCUUCAUAAAAGCCUCCAUUGUGAUGGUAGGCUCCACCGU
Messenger RNA from Protomyces lactucae-debilis, 1136 nucleotides. RefSeq names its product P-loop containing nucleoside triphosphate hydrolase protein. The coding region runs from base 101 to 862 and encodes 253 amino acids. Gene Ontology annotation, biological process: double-strand break repair via homologous recombination; DNA strand invasion. Gene Ontology annotation, molecular function: four-way junction DNA binding; ATP hydrolysis activity. Lineage: Eukaryota; Fungi; Ascomycota; Taphrinomycetes; Taphrinales; Protomycetaceae. The transcript has a single exon. Gene Ontology annotation, cellular component: Rad51B-Rad51C-Rad51D-XRCC2 complex; replication fork; centrosome. The record is from RefSeq and is a predicted model, not a curated record.